Molecule: messenger RNA, 306 nt
Organism: Phaeoacremonium minimum UCRPA7
Lineage: Eukaryota; Fungi; Ascomycota; Sordariomycetes; Togniniales; Togniniaceae
Product: putative rhodanese domain-containing protein
Exons: 1
Coding region: 1-306 (101 amino acids)
Cellular component (GO): mitochondrion
Molecular function (GO): thiosulfate-cyanide sulfurtransferase activity
Source: RefSeq, a predicted model, not a curated record
AUGGACUUACGAUCAACAGACUCCCGUGAACCGGGCGAGCUCAAGAAGAGCGGACACAUCCCGGGCGCGAUCAACAUCCCGAUCACCUCGAAUCCGGACAGCUUCCACAUCACACAGGAGGAGUUCGAGGACAAAUUCGGCUUCCCGCGGCCGGGAAAGGACCAGGAGCUCGUCUUCUACUGCAAGGCCGGCGUGCGGAGCCGGGCGGCUGCGGCUCUGGCGAGUGACGCCGGCUACACGUCGGUGGGCGAAUAUCCGGGCAGCUGGGUAGACUGGGAGGAGAAGGGCGGGAAGAUUGAACGGUAA